AUGGCUAAGAGGAUUAACAGCCUACAAGUUGCAUCAGUGAAUGUCACCAAUCAACCACCAACUGGGUGGGGACAAAGUGAGGAAAAUUGUGAAGAUCAGCAGCAAGAACAAGUGAACUACAUGCACAACCAAGGAUCCACCAAUAAGAAGUCGAAGGAGAAUGACAAGAAGCCAGCUGAGAAAGAGGAGGCUAACAAUAAGGAAGAAAUGACAGCAAGCAAGAAGGACAAAGAGAAGCUUAAAGAGAAAGAUGACCAGCCACAAAAUUUAAGGGAAGGGAAGCAAGUAAUGGAGGGACCCUCUCAAGGACAGAAGCAGUUGGAGAAGGCUUUCACACCUCCCAUGCCAUAUCCUCAAUGGUUCAACAAGGAAACCAAGGAUCAACACUUCCCCAAGACAAAGAAGAUUAAGAAGAAGACAAAGAAGAAGGAGCAAGCACUGUCAUGA
This is a messenger RNA of Arachis ipaensis, 447 nucleotides long. The record is from RefSeq and is a predicted model, not a curated record. NCBI's taxonomy places the organism in Eukaryota, Viridiplantae, Streptophyta, Magnoliopsida, Fabales, Fabaceae.